Molecule: messenger RNA, 417 nt
Organism: Chanos chanos (milkfish)
Lineage: Eukaryota; Metazoa; Chordata; Actinopteri; Gonorynchiformes; Chanidae
Gene: il17a/f1
Product: interleukin 17a/f1
Exons: 2
Coding region: 1-417 (138 amino acids)
Biological process (GO): inflammatory response
Cellular component (GO): extracellular region
Molecular function (GO): cytokine activity
Source: RefSeq, a predicted model, not a curated record
AUGGCAGUGGAAGGUGCACCACCUCCAAAGGCGGCUGGUAAACACCCACACAAACAUCCAUCAGAGCACAAACAACCGGAGGCCCAAUCCUUCCGCCUGAUCCUGGAUCAAAAGUUCAUUGCUCCAUCCCGUGUCAGGCGUCCAAUCAACAAUGACUCCAUCUCUCCCUGGACAUACACCUUCACCCAUGAUGAAGACAUGUACCCCACUGAUAUCGCCGAGGCGAAAUGCUCUCUGACGGGAUGUCUGAACAACGAUGGCGAGGAAGUCCUCGACUUUGAGUCUAAACCAAUUUACACACAGGUUUUAGUCCUCAAGAGAGUAAAAGGGGAGGGGAAGGACUAUCAUUUCAGACUGGAGUCCAAAACCAUCUCCGUUGGAUGUACUUGUGUGCGGCCACAUAUCGAGUACCAGUAA